Messenger RNA from Heterobasidion irregulare TC 32-1, 1920 nucleotides. RefSeq lists its product as uncharacterized. Bases 22 to 1668 code for a protein of 548 amino acids. The transcript has a single exon. The record is from RefSeq and is a predicted model, not a curated record. NCBI's taxonomy places the organism in Eukaryota, Fungi, Basidiomycota, Agaricomycetes, Russulales, Bondarzewiaceae.
CGCGGGUUCUAUUUCCUUUUCAUGAUAUCUACGAGCGCGACCAGACAGAAACCGAUUUGCAAGAGGUGCGGUGAGAGAACUUUGGGGCACAAGCGCCAGGGCGGGCGCUUGGUGUGCCCGGGCGGGCUCGACCCGCCCCCGACGACCCGCCCGCGCAAGCGCCGCCGCGGCCUGUACGAGGACGAGGACUCUGAUACCGACGACCCCCUCCUCCUCAAGCCUCUUUCGUCCGGCGAGGCGCAGCCCCCCGCGUCCCGGAAGCGCCGCGUUAGCUACCAAUACGAUCGCGACUACUACGGCGACCAGGAAGAGCAUGAUGGACGUGACGCGCCCGUGCUCUCGGCGCGUGCGCGCGAGAUCGUGGCUCAGAAUCACUGCGUGGGCCAACUUACGCGCGUCGGGGUGCGUUUUACCUCGGAGCCCGCUCCCAACCUGAGAUUCCUGGCGCCGGCCUUCGUCCCCGGCCCUUCCAUCGAGGCCGCCCAGGACGAGGGAAUGCCGACCGAGAGCAGCGGGGCAGGUCUGUACCGCAUAAACGACGGGCUCAGUGUCGCUGGGGACGAGCAAGAGGACGACGAGGACGACGAAACUCGCACACAGAUGGGCGCAGACGACCGCAUUGACGAACUCGGUGCCGCCGGAUAUGAGCAGGAGGACGAGGAGGACGACGGGACUCGGACCCAGUCGGGCGCAAACGACCACAGUGACGAUUGGCGCACGCAGGGCUCGCCUCGCACCGCGUCUCAGACCUUACAGGCCGGCUCUAGCUCGCGGGCUGGCUCGUUUACGGAGCGCUGGGUGUUGGCCCUUGGAAAAGGCAAGCGCAAUGCGAGGUCUGCACCCAAGUCGGACCACACCGCGACCCCCUCCCGGCCUCCGUCCCGGAUAUCUGCGCUGAACUACGCGCCGUCCGGCCACGAGAAGCGGGAGCAUCUGGAUCUCAGCGCCCUUCCGCAGGAUACCGCCCCGCGUGAUAUUAGGGAGUGGGCCGCCAGCGUCCCCGCCCACCCCAGCGCGCACCACGGACCCCACUCGCACGCAGACGCCGACGACGCGGCGUCGCAAUUCGAGUUCGGGAUGCCCGCCACCGCCCCCUUCCCUCCCCCCAUCGUCGCCUUAGCCGGGCCGAACAUCAUCCCCCUCGCGCCCUCACGCCCCGCCUCGCCCACCCUUUCUUCCGCCUCCACCACCGACCGCUCCUCCACCACCGAAGACUCCGUCCGCUCCCUGGACGAGCCGCUCACGCCCGCGAUGGCCGCCGCCCAGGCGCCCAUCCACUACCUCGAGCGCAUCCUCCGCGCCGCAUCGAUUCCCAUCGCGUGCAUCUGCUGGGUCCCGACCGCGAGCGCCGCGCGCGCGAGCCUCGACAUCGCGCGCGCGGGGCUCUUCGUGUCGCUCGCGUACGACACGCACGACGGCGUGUGGAUCGUCGUCGCGGACACGAGCCGCAAGCUCGGGUGGGUCCUCGCGCACAGCGCCGUGCUCGUGCGCUCCUCGUUCGUCGCGCACAUCGGGGACCUCCCCUGGGGCGCGCCGCCCGCCGCGAUCGAGGCCGCGAUCGAGGCCGCAUUCCAUGCGGAGGUCCCCGCGCACCCCGUGCAGCUCAUGGGCGGCCAGCUGGGCGGCAUCGUCGUAUGGUGCAACGCGCAGAAUCUACUCAUUGCGUGAACCGGACGUGGGCUUCCCCGUGUCUUCGUGAAAGGUAAAGUAUGGUAGUCUUUCGCAUGUCUCUGCUCUCGGUUUCCCCCUCUGUGCGCGGUUUCCCUUCCCGCGGUCUCUCACUCUCUCACUUUCUCACUCUCUCGCUCUCUGUCUUGUCCUAUGCAUCUAUGUAACCCCGAACCUCUUAAACAGUAUGCCCUAUGCAGUACUCUGAUUAUUUUUCUUGUGCAAUGCCAAUUUCGUUCUGGCGACCCUCUU